Aedes albopictus (Asian tiger mosquito) is the source of this 1444-nucleotide messenger RNA. RefSeq names its product acetylcholine receptor subunit alpha-like 1. The record is from RefSeq and is a predicted model, not a curated record. Gene Ontology annotation, biological process: chemical synaptic transmission; monoatomic ion transmembrane transport; nervous system process. Bases 119 to 1351 code for a protein of 410 amino acids. Gene Ontology annotation, cellular component: neuron projection; plasma membrane; synapse. NCBI's taxonomy places the organism in Eukaryota, Metazoa, Arthropoda, Insecta, Diptera, Culicidae. The transcript has 6 exons. Gene Ontology annotation, molecular function: excitatory extracellular ligand-gated monoatomic ion channel activity; transmitter-gated monoatomic ion channel activity involved in regulation of postsynaptic membrane potential; transmembrane signaling receptor activity.
GAUAAGGCUAGGAUUAAGUUUCUGUACGCGAGUCUUGGUUUAGAUAUAGCUUGUUUGUCCGUUAAAUAUUCAAAUAGGAGUGUUAUUAUUUAGAGCAAUACUGAAUAGCAUAGUUAAAAUGCAUAAAGUGCGUUGGUUUGCAUUUUUAUUGAUGUGCUUAGUGGGCUACUGCUACGCAGACGAAGCAACGUCAAAAAGCAAUGAACCCCCAAUCAAGCAGACGUGGGUCGAUAAAUUAACGAAGGAUUUGUUCACAAACUAUAAUCAUAAUGUACGACCAUCUCAGCACUAUAAUGUCACCAACAUGGAUGUUGGCUUGACUAUUUGGCAUGUGGAUGUUGACGAGGAUACAUCCAUAUUCUCAGUAUAUGGAUGGGUUAAAAUGGCUUGGAACGACGAUAAGCUCAAGUGGAAUCCGGCCGAUUACGGAAAUGUAAAUCAGUUCCGUUACAACCCGGCUAGCGUGUGGAAACCGGAUGUCGUUCUGUACAACAAUGCCAGAGGAGCGGAUAAUCUGCACUACGGCCAAACCAAUGUGAUUGUGUACAACAACGGUCAAGUACUAUGGGUACCUCCAACGGACUUCCACAGCUUCUGUGAACUGAAUCUCCGGUUCUGGCCAUUUGACCAUCAAACGUGUAUCUUGAAGCUUGGAUCUUGGACGUACGACGAGUACAAACUCAACUUGACAACCACCGAAGUGACACCUGAGAUAUUAUGGCUAGUCCCGAAUCACAAGUGGAGCAUUCGGAAGGUCACAGUUCAGCGCAACGUUAGGACCUACGAGUGCUGCAAGGAGCCGUACGUCGACAUCCAAUACAAUGUCACCCUUCAACGACAUUCCUCGACCCACAAGGCCAUUGUUGUCAGUCCCGCUUUCGUGAUAAUGCUACUAGCAUUGUCAGUAUUCUGGCUUCCUCCCCAAAGUGGCGAAAAGAUUGUGUUGAACGGAUUCAUUGCGUUGAUUGUGACAGUAUUUCUCAUCUACUUCGCUCAACAACUGCCGGCUAUGUCAGGACAUACCCCUCUAAUCGUAACCUUCUACAGUGCCACAUUCUACUUGGUAGCCAUCAGUACAAUCCUGUCGGUAAUUGCACUGCGUAUAACUCGUGGCAAGCACUGCCACUCGGUUCCACGUGCUCUGAAGAGCCAGUUGGACGGUUGUCUCGGUUCUGUGCUAGGUGUGAGCACGCCCGAUCGAUUGGAGGAUGACAAGGAAACCGUCAACGGCGAAGUAUUCGUCCAUACGAAGCAAAACGAAUGGUGCCGUUUGGCAACACUGUUGGACAGAUUGGCAUUCGUGGUCUAUUUGAUACUUUUUGUUGCUUCAAUUAUUUACUUCACUUUGUAGUUUAAAAUUUUAAUUUUUAUUCCAAUUUGUGAAAUUUCUGAAUAAAACUGCUUUUAUUAUGUAUGUGACUAAUAAAGAGUUCAAUAAACAGAG